Molecule: messenger RNA, 3683 nt
Organism: Hippocampus comes (tiger tail seahorse)
Lineage: Eukaryota; Metazoa; Chordata; Actinopteri; Syngnathiformes; Syngnathidae
Gene: fam163ba
Product: family with sequence similarity 163 member B, genome duplicate a
Exons: 4
Coding region: 654-1199 (181 amino acids)
Source: RefSeq, a predicted model, not a curated record
UCAUCUCUCAUAUCCAAUGUGAGGCUGUGACUAAAGCGCCAUCCCCCAGGCUGCUCGCUCAUUGAGCGUGCUCACUGGCACCACCGCCGCGUGUUUUCAGUCGGCUCCGCAGGAAUCGGCGUGCAUUCCUCUAUUCUCUUGACAUAACCCCCCACCCCCCACCCCCACAUCCUCCCGACACAGUUUAUUUUUGCUUCCGAAGGGGCUGCAUGGGAGGUAAAUAGAUUGCUGAGCCGCCGCUUUGCCUGGUUGUGGAUGAGCCGGACACCAAGAAACCAAGCCGGACCUCCUCGGACUGUUUGAUUUUUUUUUUCCUUUUUUCUUUCUUUCUUUUUUUUUUUUUUUAAUGAUCAUUUAAAUUAUUAUUUUUUUUUAAUUUUGGGAUGGAGGUGUGGAGUUUUGCCUUCACGCUGUCUCCUCCUCCAUCACAUAUGCCGCUGAGACUGAGGGGGGUAUUUGCGUAGGAGGCUUUUAUUUGCUCCAUCAGCCUCUCCUGCUCAUCUAUCGCCAAAAAACAACAGCCGGAGCCGUGAAUGGAAGUUCUUUCCGUCGAGCAAAGAUCAGGACCUGGCAUCCAAUCAGCCGCCGCUAGCCUCCAUGUGACCUGCUUGAUUCAUCUUAUCUCUGAAGGCAGUUGAUGGAGAGCCAUUCGAAUGACAGCCGGGACAGUGGUCAUCACCGGUGGAAUUCUUGCUACGGUCAUAUUACUCCUUAUCAUCGCAGUACUGUGCUACUGCAGACUGCAGUAUUACUGCUGUAAAAAGGAGGAGUCCGAGUCGGAGGAGGAGGAGCCAGACUUCGCCGUCACCUCGCGCCUGCCGCCGGUCCACUCCAACCACAACAUUGUGGCGGCCACGGCCGCCGCCUCCUGCAUUCCCAAUGGCCCCGCCCUCUUCCCCACACCGCCGCUGGCCCGGAAACUGACCCGCUCGCAGACCUUCUGUCCGUCGUGCACCCACUACGAGCUGCCCUUCUACCUGCAGCCCCCCGCUCCUCCGCCGGUCCACCACCAAGCCGAUGGCCUGAGGAACGGCGGCGAGCGGGUCAGCUAUCGCAGCAUGCCGCCACCCCCGCAGCAGCCGGACAUGGAAUUGCCCGUGCCCGUCAACAUUUCCAACUACCGUAAGCCACACUUGGCCCGCUCGGUCACCAUGAGGGAAAUGUUCACUCGCAGCUGUAGCAUCAGCACUGAUGUUUAGUCGGGCCUCCGGGUUUUAUUCAACGAUGGAUGUGUUCGGUGUUAAUGUGCUCCCUAUCGUCCAAUUUGGUAUCAUCUGAUGUGGUCUGCUUUGGACAUCCAACUGGCUCUCAGGACUCAAUUUGCUACGCUAUGUUCAGGUCAAGGAACUCACUUCCACCCGCUAACACAACGAUGAGUUGUGACUUGAACUGUUGAAGUGUACCAGUUGUUAUAUAACUUCUUGGCUUGAGAACACUUUUGUAAAAUAUUACAAAAUGUCAUUUCUAUAGUCCGGCCCCUUCUCCGGGAUGACAUCACGGUCAGGGAUUUUCUCUCUGCCAUCGCUGCUACAAAACAAAGCAAAAUAUGAUUAGGAGCUGUGUUUCCCUGCCAUGGAAGGAUCUGUCUGCUCCUCCAUGCACAGAUUAUGGAGAUUAUGAAACAUAAUUCAGCGCCUGUGGGACGGGGGUGCCUUGUUGUUGUUUUUUUUUGCAGAUAGAUUUAACUUUGGCUGUGAUGUCGAAAUGACAUAAAGGGCUCGCAGAAGAUAGAAAUCCUCUAUUUAUUUCCCCCCCAAAUCUUUUCAGUGUGCUUCGUACCUUGUACAUGGACCUUCUGAGAAGUAGUGUGACUCUUUCAGUUAUACGCUCACAUGACUGUGAAUGUCUAACUCUAUUUAAUCCUUCAAUACGUUCUUGCAAGAAUUUAGUAGGAAACGGUACAAAAGGCUGCACCAAAAAAAAAAAACCCAAGUUCAUUCAUUGGAGUAUAUUUUUUAAUGUAUUUUUGCCAUUAAAAUAAAUUUCCCAGCACUUCACAAUUGUUAGGGUAAGGUCAUAAGGAAUUUACAUUUUGUACCUCUCAAUAGGGCAUGGAAUCACUUUGGGUGACUACACAGAGCAAGGAACUGUAUUUGGUAACGUUUUAGUGCAAGAAGCCCCAACUGGUAACUUAAGAUGAUUUAAAACAGCAGUGAACCACGUUUGGUAACUUUAUAGAGGAAAAAUAACAUUAUUUGGUCAUGUUACCAGGCAAGGAAAUAUAUUUGGUAAUCUUAUAGGGGGCAAAAUUUGAAUAUUUCAAAAUGAAAGGAACCUAAUUUGGUGAUUUUGCAAAGGUAUGGAACCAUAUUUGGUAACCUUGCACAAAAUGGCGACAUAGUUGGUGGCAUUAAAGGGUGAGGAACCAUAUGUGGCGAAUCUAUAGGUCAAGGAACCUUAUCUGGCGACUUUUCAGAGUAAAGAACUGUAUUUGGUUACCUUACAGAAAAAAGGGGUCAUACUUUUUGGACAAGACACUACAUUUGGUAAUUUUACUUGGCAAGGAGACCUAUUUGGUGAUUCUGAAGGGCAUGGAACUGUCACUUUAUAGAGGAAGGAACCAUAUUUAGUACCCUUCUUGGAAAAAUAAAAACAUAUUUGGUCAUAUCAUAUGGCAAAGAACCAGUUUUGGAUGCACAAAAUCAUAUUUAAAAACCUGAUUGUGCUAGGAACCAUAUUUGGUGACACGCAAUUCCAUUUACUAACCUUAUAGGGAGUGGAACUAUUUCUGAUCAUUUUAGGGCAAUACACAAUAUUGCUAAUUGAUAUAUAUUUUUUUUUUGGUCACCCAUGUACUUAUCUGCAGCAAUAACGCUGAAGAUGAUUUAUUUCAAGAGACGGACGGCAUGUACUGCUUUCUGUCAAAACCAAGGACUGAUGGUACAAGAGGUUUUAAUGUCAUUAUGGAUUAUUCCUUUCAAAAAAAAAGAAAACAAAGAUUCCAUUCUCCCCUCCCCUUUGCUGAAGCUUCGUGGACUCUUGCAGCCUUUUUUUUUUUUCUGUUGUCUUUGAUUUGUCGAUCAUCGGCGCUGAAGAUGACUCAAGCUUUGAAGGCACUUGUCUCAAUAUUCAACAGGACACUUUUGACUCUCCACUCCUAAAAGGUGUCAGACUUAAUUGAGUAUUCAUUCCUACCACCUGACUCACCUUGCUGGAGGACCGCCGCUCGGACUAAGAAUCGGUGACUUUUUGAAUUUUGAUGCUCUUAAUGAAUAGAAUUUAUUCCGGCUUCAUAACAAGAGAAAGUGAAAGCGGACGCAACUGCACUGGACACCCCCCCCCCCUCUCUGUUUAUCCUAUUACAGAGCAAGCUCAUUUAUUUUUCCAGCGGAUCAAACACAGAGUGAUUGACGAGCUUUCCCGCAAAUAUGCAUACAUACACACACAAACAAUGCGAUGUUUUCCUUGUUAAUGAUGCGACGGGGCGGUCACACGAGGAAUUUGGUGCCAUAACGAGUGGGGGGAAAAGAAACUCUAUUCUUGUUCGUAUUAUUCAGAUUAUAACAGAUAUGUAUUCAGAUGCGCUGUUGCUUUUCCGUCAAGUAUUUGAAUGACUUCUGUUUAUUUCACGAACCAGCUUGUUUUGUUCUCCGAGUGUAGAACAGACACGUUCAUGUCCUUGUUUUUAAAUGGAUAACUGGCUAACAGACACAAUGUUGAGAAUAAAAUGGUGUUCAAAUUGA